CAUUUCCGACGUUGAGGUGUCGAUUCAUCCGCGGAUCCGACGCGGAAUCCAUAGAAAUGGAGAGACUCCUGUUAGAUUCUUCGCUGGAACUUCUACAGAUCUUCGCAGUUUGAUUGCCCUGAUGCUAGACUCUGAUCCGAGAAUUCGUCCAACAAGUCGAUAAUCCAUGCUACAAUUAAAGACCGGAAGUCGGAAAUUUGUGCUCAAUUUAUCAAUAAUUAGCAGCACACUCCCAUCCAAACUCCAGAGACGUCUAAAGUUUAUAUGGAAUCUCUCACCGGAGUGGCUGUUUGCCAAGCAUCUUAAGUUGUGGCUCCAUUCGAUUUUUCCGAUGAUGAAAAUCCGCCAAACGCUCAACGCCGGCAUUGAGCCCCAAUUGGAUGAACCGGAAAGCCCGCCGAAAAUGAACGACAUUAUUGAUUGGAAAACUUGGAAAACGAGAAACUGUGAAUCUCGUCGUAAUCCCAGUUUUUAUCGUCAUCGUCAAGUAGCCGGGACAGUUGCACCGAAAGCGCCUCUAAUUCAUCAUAAUCAUCACACUGGAGAUGGAUGCAAUUCCAAUUUGUGAAUAUAUCUCCGAAUGCGACUCACCGGGCAACAGUUAAAUUGACCAAAUCAGGAUAACGUGAUCGACGAGGCCCCACCACCAAACACGCCCACGUGGACUGUGCUAUUCGUCAACUGGACGAUUAUUCAUCACCGGCUUCAACGAUCACCGACUCCUGCCGCCUCGUGGCCUCGAAACGUGUGAGAGAACAACGGAGAAGCGGACAUACAUCGACCAACACGUCGUCAUCCGAUUAAUUUUCGAUUUUUCUUUUUUUUUCAAAUUUUAUUUUAUUUUUUAUAAAAUAAAAAUUUAUAUGAACUAUCAAUUGUUAUUAAUGAACCGCAAAUUUAAAAUAUAUGGCGAAUAA
Caenorhabditis elegans is the source of this 917-nucleotide messenger RNA. NCBI's taxonomy places the organism in Eukaryota, Metazoa, Nematoda, Chromadorea, Rhabditida, Rhabditidae. The record is from the annotation of a RefSeq genome assembly.